UAAAGACCGAGACCUCUAAAAUUGGUCAUUAAGUAUUAUAUGAUAUUUAUGUAAGCAAGCACUUUAAUGGUAUGAUAAAGCAUUAACUAUCAACUAAUAAGAAUGAAUGUAAAAAUAAAGGAGAAUCUAAAAAUGGAAUUUUGGUAAGGUGCUUUCAAAACAAGUAAAUGCUUCUUGGGAGACUGUUUAAAUCUUCUAAGUAGAUUGCUUAAAAGCCCUUAGAAUAAAACUUUUGAAAAUCUUCAAUUAAUUAUACAAGUAUUUCUAUAUUUUGUAUUAUAGCUCCAUUUUUCAAUUAUAUGGAUUAUCCAGGUAAUUUGAAUUAUACUUAAACGCGCGAUAGAUUAAGCCCUUUUUCUGUUAAGUUCAUUUCCUCAGAGGCCUUUAUUAUUUUUAGAGUAAUCUAGAAAAAAUUUGAAAUUAUAUUGGUCGCUUUUGGUGAUCUUAAAUGAGAAAGACUUAAUUUCUAAUGAUAUAGUAUCCCAAGG
Paramecium sonneborni is the source of this 488-nucleotide messenger RNA. NCBI's taxonomy places the organism in Eukaryota, Ciliophora, Oligohymenophorea, Peniculida, Parameciidae. The record is from the annotation of a GenBank genome assembly.